Cooperia oncophora is the source of this 438-nucleotide messenger RNA. The record is from the annotation of a GenBank genome assembly. NCBI's taxonomy places the organism in Eukaryota, Metazoa, Nematoda, Chromadorea, Rhabditida, Trichostrongylidae.
UUGGAGACUACUUUCUUUUUUCUCUCUAAUUCAAAGAUUCUUUUCCAGACGUCCGUGAAGAGUGCAGCUUCAGAUGCUUCACACAAGGCGCACGAAGUUGGGAAGCCUGCUGAGGGCGCAACGUCAGAAGCAAUCGCUGAGGCGAAAUCGGCGCUAACUGAAGCUUGUGACGCAAUUCAGGAACGAGCUACGGCCAUUGUUGAAGAAGUGAAACGUGUCGCCGACCCUUCACCUGAAUCUCCAGAGAAAGUUCCAGGGCCGAUCGCCGACGGAAUCGCCAAGACGGUUACGGAAGAAGCAGUGAUGGAAGCAGCGAAGGAGCAAGCGGCCAGUUCAAAAGUUGCUGGAGCAGUUGAUGAGGUUGCCGGCGCGGAAGUACCAGAGGUGGGUAGAUUUGGCCGUGGUGCUCCAUUAGUGCUCAGUAUAGAUCAGGUCUAA